Messenger RNA from Ochlerotatus camptorhynchus, 3222 nucleotides. RefSeq lists its product as uncharacterized. Lineage: Eukaryota; Metazoa; Arthropoda; Insecta; Diptera; Culicidae. The record is from RefSeq and is a predicted model, not a curated record. The transcript has 9 exons. The coding region runs from base 118 to 3126 and encodes 1002 amino acids.
UGUGCUACUGCUUUAUUCCGUCAGUGGUGAUGUAAAACGUCAGAUGUGAAUGUGAAGCUAGUGGCAGUGAAAUUCAAUUUUACUAGUGCUAAUGAAAUCGAUUUUAAGUGUGCUAAAAUGGACGAGUUUGUGGAAAAUACGUUGAAGAAGUGGAAUUUGUCUGAUUUGGUGGAGCGAUUUCGUGAUGAAGAGGUCAACGAGGAAGCUUUCCUGCUUCUAACGCCGGACAUCAUCAAAGAACUCAUUCCAAAGCUAGGAAGGCGUGCGAUCUUUACCGCUCGAUUCACCGAACUGAAGAAAUCGCUUCAAUCGACCGAAGAGCAAUCCUCUUCGAUCGCUAGUCCUUCACCUGCUCCGUUGGAUCCAAAAUUGCAGCAACCACCGACGUCGGCGGCCACGUUCUCAAUCACUGAGAUUUCGACUCCCAAUACCGAGAACAAUGAUAAGCAAUUCGAGAAAUAUUUCCUCGAACAGCUAACGUCUACCUCAUCCACCACCACUCCCGUUUGUGUGUCGGUCCCAAAUGCCGCCCUCCAGGACACCUCGCCGUCCGAUGCAGAUGAUGAUCCCAUAGCUAAGCGCAUCAAGCUGGAAGCGAUCGAAGCCGACGAAUACGGUGAUUCCAUUCUGCUGGAGGACAGCUCCCAGGACUCUCUCUCCCUGCUCGUCGAAAGCGAUCGCUCCAUGAACCAGAUGAUGAACGACCCGGCGGUGCCCGGUUCAGAGAAGCUUCGACUUCUGUUGAGCCAAUCUCCAAUGACUCGGAACUUGAUCGGUCUCAACGAGCUAGACAAAUGCCAGCGGAUCGAUUUGACCAACGUCGUGGUGCACUAUAUCGUUUCGAGAGAAAGAGGGAUUACUCCAACCCGGAGAGCUAAACGCGACACGUUUAACUACUGGGCCGAUGCCAUUGUGGUUCUGUUUCCACACGAGCGCAAAACGACCUACUUCUGUGGCAUGGACGGCCUUACCGGAAAGCUACAGCAACGAUACUCGAAUAUGAUGCGAAACAAGAGGAACGAAUCGAUGACGCAUCAACGAGACCACGGGGAAGGCUCGUCUCAGCAGAACAGCAACGAGCCGAAUGAGGAAUGUACUCAACCGGACGAUUCAAGUUUGAUAACCCAUGAAGAGCAACGAGUCGUAGAUGAACUUAGACGAAUUGUUUCGUCCUGUUUCGUGAUGAGGGAUACGCUGCAUGCGAAGACGCUCACCCCCAACCAGAGGAACAUUCUGACGGCCAACAUUAUCAACUACCUGAUGGACAAAAACGGUGGACCAAUCCCCAUACUGGAGCUGGAGUGGUACGCGAAAGCGAUCGAGAAGAUAUUUCCCAAUGAAAACGCUUCGAUCUACUUCCGCCGACAGGGCAACUACGCUCGCGUCAACGGGAAACUAUUCGACCGGUACGGUUACAUGAAGCGGAAGCGCAGUUUGGCUCAAGGGAAGUCGUACAAUGAUUUCCUGGACAGCAGCACACCGAUAGGGCAAAUGUGGGAGAUGAAAACCGUCGAAGAGGCACGGGCCCUGUGGAAUGAGACGCACAAGGCGCGGAAGGAAGUGACCCGGAAGGCGGUACCGGCCAAGCUGUACGAAAAGUUUCCCUUCCUAUCGCAACCGGAUGGAUACAGUCUGUUUCUCGAUGACUUCAACCAGGAUCACCCGGACGCAAUCGAUACGUUCAAGCAAAACUGGCCCGAGUUUGCGUCAAACAUCUAUCGGUACAUUGAGGAGAACAACUUUUUGCUAAGCGUGACGGAAUUUAGCACCCAUGAUUCUCCGAAACGGAUGGAUAACUAUACGAUAGUAGAAAUCGUUGAAGGUGACGGUACCUUCCUAUAUACGUUGCCUUCGACGUGGGUUAUCAAGAACGGCUGGAAUCAUGACGUCACGAAUGAUACGACAAACUCCGACGGAGCAGAUCUAUGCUACUGGCCCAACAGUGCUGCUGGUUAUCGCUUAUUCGAACGAGCCAAAGCAGAUCCCAUCGUUCAGAUUGUUCGAGAUGCUCUCAGUGCCUGCCAAUGUAAGAUCAAGAACAGCAAUUUCACAACAUACGAAGAGGCAUAUCUGGAACAACAAAUGAUGGAGAUCAAUAGCGCACUGGAAAAUCGCGACAUGCAUAGAGUGUUGCUUAGUGGGCCCGAAUCGCUGGCUGCGUCAUCUAAACCAGCCGAAAAUGGACCCAAGAGCUCCGUUGGAAGCGAUACGCAAAAGAACGAUCUACUGGAACCUAUAAAUCUUGUCCCCCGAACGGCGUCCGUGAAUGUUCAAGCAUCGCUUCCAUCGCCUUUCGAGUCGAAAGUUGAAAUCCUCCAGGCAACGGUGAAUCGAAUCACUGCCGAAUUCGAGGCAUUCAAGCUUCACAUAAGAUCAGAGUUUGCCAGGGUGUACAGGAUGAAUACCCCCGCGGACGUGGGUAGGCUUUCUGAUCCGGGCCUGAUGGUUCCACCAACGGUAAUUCCACAAGCCCUGCAGAAUCCCAUGCUUCCGGUUGCACCAAUAGUCCCGGCCCAGAGGCCCAUUCCGAACGGUCAGCCUCUAGAAGGUUUACUGUCGCCGGUUAAGAAUUUGGAAGAUCUGGAAAUGCUUCAGGAUCGUGCACGGGAUGAACGAUUCGUGGAAGCCAUUGUGCAAUCGCUGGGCAACAUCCACGGCAAAGAUCGAUGCGUUGGGAAAGGGUGGACCGUCAGUCUGCAGACGGUGGAUUUCUUCUUCGACCGGCGGUUUCUGCUGCGUUGCUCCUGGACCGGUAGCGGCCGGAACAAGGAGAAAGAUGGUGUAAAGAUUAGCAAAAUUGCAUUCCACAAGUACGACAAGGUGAUCAACUUGUUCUACCGGAUGGUUCUGCACUCGGAUCCGCUGUUUACGUACAACGAUUGCAUGAAGUUUCUGCAUCGUUGCGUGCGAAACGCGAAGGCACGUGCGGCAGACGUUAAGCAAAUGCGACAGUCGGUCGCACGGAAUCGCAAGAAACGGACCGACCCCAUUUUGGCGGGCUACAGCCAAAUUAUUCCGAUCAAUCCGAACCAGAUGGAACCGCCGGAAGAGUACUACUACCAAGUUGAACCGGUGGUAAAGGAAGAGUUCACCGAGGACAACUCCAACCAGUACGACGUCCUGUAGAUAAGUACCAAAGCGACAUUUCGACUUCGUGUCUCAUCCUUCUACCGCUGCUUUUCAAACUAACCGUGCGCAACGAAAAACACUGGAGUCCAUCCC